Aspergillus thermomutatus is the source of this 660-nucleotide messenger RNA. Its product is annotated as peptidyl-tRNA hydrolase domain protein. Gene Ontology annotation, biological process: translational termination. Gene Ontology annotation, molecular function: translation release factor activity. The transcript is spliced from 4 exons. Lineage: Eukaryota; Fungi; Ascomycota; Eurotiomycetes; Eurotiales; Aspergillaceae. The coding region runs from base 1 to 660 and encodes 219 amino acids. The record is from RefSeq and is a predicted model, not a curated record.
AUGUCAACCAUUCGAACCUAUCUCCGACUCCUUCGAUUUUUCAGCAAAGCCCCCGCCGGUCCCACUAUAGCAAGAACCUUUGCUUCCAGACGAGCAGCCGCCAACAAUAACAACAAUAAUCACAAUACCAACCACACCGACACCGAACCAGACGAAAAGGACCUCACCGCUGCUCGGCAGUGGCUUACCAAGCUCAAUUCAAAGACAAUCACAGUCCCUCGUGACAUCUGCGAAAUUUCCUUUAGCCGGUCCGGUGGUCCUGGGGGUCAGAAUGUUAACAACCUCAUUUGGCUGGCCGAGACCACGUCAGAGGACUCAGGACCCACAUUGAAAGUACCCCUCCAGUCUCUCCUGCCUCUGGUGCCGCGUAUCCUUCAUCCUCAUCUCCGGUCAUCCCGUUACUACGCCGAGAGAACACACACGCUGGUUAUCCAGUCUGAAGAGUCGCGGAAACAGGCCGCCAACGUGGAGUCUUGCUAUGAGAAACUCCACCUUUUGUUGAAAACGACUGCAGAAGAUGUAAUUCCUGGAGAAACAUCUGAAGAGCAACGGGAAAAAGUCCAGAAAUUGAAAAAGGCUGAAAAUGAGGCCAGGAUCAAGGCAAAGAAACUGCACAGCAGCAAGAAGAGCAACAGGCGGGGUAAUAAGUAUGAUGAGUGA